Messenger RNA from Lodderomyces oxycetoniae, 1098 nucleotides. It is a transcript of the gene XYL2, whose product is annotated as L-iditol 2-dehydrogenase. Gene Ontology annotation, molecular function: L-iditol 2-dehydrogenase (NAD+) activity; zinc ion binding. The record is from RefSeq and is a predicted model, not a curated record. The transcript has a single exon. Gene Ontology annotation, biological process: D-sorbitol catabolic process. Bases 1 to 1098 code for a protein of 365 amino acids. NCBI's taxonomy places the organism in Eukaryota, Fungi, Ascomycota, Pichiomycetes, Serinales, Debaryomycetaceae.
AUGCCCGGUAAUCCUUCUUUAGUCUUGAGAAAAGUGGAUGACAUUGUUUUCGAAGAUCUCGCACCACCAAAGAUCACUUCACCCAACGAUGUUAUAGUUGAAGUGAAAAAAACUGGAAUUUGUGGGUCAGAUAUUCAUUACUAUGCCCAUGGUAAGAUCGGGCCUUUUCAGUUGAAAAAGCCAAUGGUAUUGGGUCAUGAAUCGUCUGGUGUCAUAAGCGAGAUUGGAGAUGGUGUCAAGAACUUGAAAGUAGGUGACAGAGUCGCUAUAGAGCCGGGCGUUCCUUCAAGAUACAGCAAUGCUUAUAAAUCUGGAAAAUACGAGAUAGAUCCCGAUAUGAGCUUUGCUGCAACACCACCAGCAGAUCCCAAUGUUCCUAAUCCGCCAGGUACCUUGUGUAAAUACUUUAAAUCACCACAAGACUUUGUUUACAAAUUACCAGAUUGCGUGAGUUUGGAAUUGGGAGCAAUGGUUGAGCCAUUAAGUGUUGGUGUUCAUGGAAUCAGAUUGGCUAAUUUGUCGUUUGGUGAAAAUGUUGUAGUCUUUGGAGCUGGACCUGUUGGACUAUUAACUGCCUCAGCAGCUAAAAUUUUUGGAGCGUUGAACGUUAUGGUUGUUGAUAUAUUUGAUUCGAAAUUGGACUUGGCCAAAGAGAUUGGUGCUGCGAAUUAUACAUUCAACUCUAAAAGUGGUGGUGGCAACGCCUCGGCUUUGAUCAAGGCUUUCGAUGGUAUUAGACCAGACAUUGUUUUGGAGUGUACUGGAGCUGCUCCAUGUAUCAAGUUGGCUGUUGAAGUUGUUCGAGACGGUGGGAAAGUGGUUCAAAUUGGUAAUGCCAGUGGAGAUGUACCAUUUCCAAUUGCUGAAUUCUCAACAAGACAACUUACAUUGUUUGGAAGCUUUAGAUAUGGGUACGGUGACUAUGCCACCUCAAUCAAGAUUUUAGAGCAAAAUUAUGGUCAAGGAAAGGAUAAAAUUCAAAUUGAUUUUGAAAAAUUGAUAACCAAUGUGUAUUCUUGGGAAGAGGCAAUCAAGGCUUAUGAUACAGUAAGAGCUGGUAAAGGAACCGUCAAAUGUAUCAUCAAUGGCCCUGAAUAA